Molecule: messenger RNA, 2070 nt
Organism: Apus apus (common swift)
Lineage: Eukaryota; Metazoa; Chordata; Aves; Apodiformes; Apodidae
Gene: NSRP1
Product: nuclear speckle splicing regulatory protein 1
Exons: 7
Coding region: 44-1699 (551 amino acids)
Biological process (GO): regulation of alternative mRNA splicing, via spliceosome
Source: RefSeq, a predicted model, not a curated record
GGAACUGCAGGCGGCCCCGCGCGGCGGCGGCGGUUGGGACAAGAUGGCGGCGCUGGGCAGGCAAUAUGGGCUCAUUAUGCCCAAAAAAUUGCCACAGAAAAAUCUCGUUUCACAGAAACUGUCAGUGUUUGCAGAUGAAUCUGAUGAAGAGCCAUCUGUUGGUGAAAGUCUUCAGAAAGAAGCAUUGAAAAAACAAGCAAUGAAGCAGACUAAAUUGGAGAUUCAGAAGGCUUUGGAGGAAGAUGCUACGGUGUAUGAAUAUGACAGUAUUUAUGAUGAAAUGCAGCAGAAGAAGAAAGAAAGUAGUGCCAGAGUGUUAUCUGGAAAAGAUGACAAAAAGCCCAAAUACAUCCAAAAUAUCCUGAAAGCAGCUGAGAUUAGAAAGAAGGAGCAAGAGAGAAGAAUGGAAAGAAAAAUUCAGAAAGAGCGUGAAAUGGAAGGAGGAGAGUUUGCUGACAAAGAGGCUUUUGUGACUUCAGCAUAUAAGAAGAAGCUGCAAGAAAGGGCUGAGGAGGAGGAAAGAGAAAGAAGAGCAGCAGCUCUCGAGGCGUACCUGGAUGUGACCAAACAGAAGGAUCUCAGUGGAUUCUACAGACAUCUUUUAAACCAGAGGGUGGGGGAAGAAGAGAUGCCUAAAUGCAGCUUCCGUGAAGCCAGGAUAAAGGAAGAAAAAUCUGACAGUUCUUAUGACGAAUCCAACCAAAGGAACAAAUGCCUGUCUGAAGGAGAAAGGCUGAAGCCCUCUACUAAGAAAGAGAGUAAUCCAGAUGCUGAUACUGACUUAGAAACUGAUAGUAGUGAUGAUGAUAAGAGACACAAAAAUAGUAAAGAAAAUUUGAAAAAGAAGAAAAGUAGAGAGAGCUCUGAGAGCAGUGAAGAGGAAGCUAAACGUCCCAAGAGCCAGAGGCGUUCCAGGUCACAGAGCUCAUCCAGUGUGGAGGAAGAGCUGCACACAAAAGCUCAAACAAGUCAUCUUACAAAGAGGGGAGAGAACAGAUCAAGCAGAAGGGGAAAUGAGGAACAAUCCAGGGAAAAAGAUUAUGAGAGAAGUAGGACCCAUGAAAAGGAUCAUCCAAGGGAAAAGGAGGAGCGACAUAGAUACGGGGAUCACUCUAAUAAAGAUCACUACAGAAGGAGGGAAGAGCAAGAUGAUAAACAAAGGAGGAAGGACAGAAAAGAGAGGGAGGGACAUGGCAGAGAGUGGAGGAAGGCAAUGGAGAGAGAUGAAAAGGGCUCAGAAAAGGAACGAGAGAAAGAAAGAAUAAGAAAUGGUAAAGAUAGGUACAGUGACAAAGAGAAGGAGAGAGGGGAGAAAUGCAGAGACAAGGAAGAUCAUGUGAAGGAGAGGAGAGAAAAACAUGGUAGUGAUGAAAAGAAAUACAGAGAGGUGAGGGAAGGUAGUCCUACAUCUUCAGAAAAAGGUGGGGGGACUAGUCUGGAAAAAGAGAUGAAGGGAAAAGAGAGGGAGAUGGGUGAAAAGGGAAGAUCCAGCUCUGGAAUUUUGUCUGAGCAGAAACGUAAAGCUGGAGAAGAAGGGGAGAAAGAGGAGAAAGACCAAGCAGCAAAACCCUCUGAGAGCAUGAGCAAAUUUGCCAAACGGAGCAACGAGGAGACAGUCAUGUCAGCCAGGGACCGCUACCUGGCAAGGCAGAUGGCCCGGGUCAGUGCCAAGUCUUACAUCGAGAAGGAAGAAGAUUAAUGUCCCUGUGGUGGACAAAAAUGCUUCACCUCUCAACCAAGAGGAAAAGCCACUGCUGCAUGGAGUUUUACAGAAUUAAAACAUCUCAGUACUUCCCCUGGCAGACCCUAUUCCUUUCAGCAGCUGAAAGUGAGCUCUGCUGAAGCAAAGAUGUUCUCAGCCCUUAGCAGGAGUCGUUGUUUGCCCAGUGAUGCUCUCAAAACUUGAGAACCACACCUACAAAAGUGGGGAAAAAGCAAGAAAAAACAGACUGAAAAAUAACCUAGGAGGUGUUUUGUAAGCAUAUUGACAUAAGAAUUUUGUAUUUAUGUGUGGGCUUUGGUUUGGGGGACCUGAUGUACAGAAACAAAUAAAGUGUAAGAUACAUACUA